GGAGCCUCUGUGCACUAGCAGGCUGCUAUGCAGGCCACAAGGAAGGCUUCAGCUGACAGGACAGGCAUGCAGACCUCAAGAGGGGCCUUGGCCAGCAGACAUUCCCUUGAAGGGCAGGGUGAAUUGCAUGGAUGGCUCAUGGAGGCAGAAGAGGAGGCCUUGGCCAGGCCUGGGCAGCAUCAGCCUCUGGCAGCAACAGCAAGGUGUUGGCCAUUCCACUUGCCCACAAGAACAGCCACCAUCAGUCCCCAGGGGAUGACCAGAGGCCGGACCACAGGCCACAAAAAGAAGGCUACCCCACCUACAGUUGCAGACCAUGUGGGGCUCCAGAGAGCUGCUCGUAGCAUGGUUUCUAGUCUUGGCAGCAGGUACUACUGAGCAUGUCUACAGACCCAGGUGAGCAAGGGCUUGGGCCUUGGGGUACUGGGGUCCCAGAGGCCCUUAGCUCUGCCCACAGCAGGCCCCCACACUUGGGAGAGAAGCUCCAUGUUUCUACAUACCUGGGCUGGACGAGUCCUGCCUCUAGACCACUAGCUGAUCCCACCCCCUGUAGCCGUAGAGUGUGUACUAUGGGGGUUUCCGGAGCCUCCGUCUCAGAGACCUUUGUGCAGCGUGUAUACCAGCCUUACCUCACCACUUGUGACGGACACAGAACCUGCAGCACUUACCGAACCAUCUACCGGACUGCCUAUCGCCGUAGCCCUGGGCUGACUCCCACCAGGCCUCACUAUGCCUGCUGCCCUGGUUGGAAGAGGACCAGCGGGCUCCCUGGGGCUUGUGGAGCAGCAGUAUGCCAGCCUCCAUGUGGGAAUGGAGGGAGUUGCGUCCGCCCAGGCCAAUGCCGGUGCCCCGUAGGAUGGCAGGGAGAUACUUGCCAGACAGAUGUGGAUGAAUGCAGUACAGGAGAGGCCAGUUGUCCCCAGCGCUGUGUCAAUACUGUGGGAAGUUACUGGUGCCAGUGUUGGGAGGGGCAGAGCCCAUCUGCAGAUGGGAGGCUCUGCCUGUCUAAGGAGCGGCCCUCCCCGGUGGCCCCAAACCCCACAGCAGGAGUGGACAGCAUGGUGAGAGAGGAGGUGUACAGGCUGCAGGCCCGGGUUGAUGUGCUAGAACAGAAACUGCAGUUGGUGCUGGCCCCACUGCACAGCCUGGCCUCUCGGUCCACAGAGCAUGGGUUACAAGAUCCUGGCAGCUUGCUGGCCCACUCCUUCCAGCAGCUGGACCGAAUUGAUUCACUGAGUGAGCAAGUCUCCUUCUUGGAGGAACAGCUGGGAUCCUGCUCUUGCAAAAAAGAUCUGUGAUAGCAUCUCACCGCCCAGGAUGGAUUGAGCUGUCACCCCUAGAUCCCUUCUAGCCAUAGUUCUGGUGCUGUUUGUCUGGUAGUGCUUGUGAGCAGAAGGCCCUGCUUGUUUGCCCCUUUCUUUUUCUUUCUUCCUUCCUUCCUUUCUUUCUUUUUUUUUUGGGGGGGGGGGACAGGGUUUCUCUGUAUAGCCUUGGCUGUCCUGGAACUCACUCGGUAGUCCAGUUGCCCCUCUUUCUUAAGAGGUUCCCAGGACUAGGGCAUGGGGAGUGGGGUCUUGUGACUCUUCAGUGGGGCUUCCAGGAAAGGUAUGAGAGCUCCCUGUCUAAGAGGUAAGGUGGAGACUGUCUCCAUCUUUGUCAUAAUAAAGCUGGGACUUGA
Molecule: messenger RNA, 1678 nt
Organism: Arvicanthis niloticus (Nile rat)
Lineage: Eukaryota; Metazoa; Chordata; Mammalia; Rodentia; Muridae
Gene: Egfl7
Product: EGF like domain multiple 7
Biological process (GO): anatomical structure development
Cellular component (GO): extracellular region; cell surface
Molecular function (GO): signaling receptor binding; calcium ion binding
Source: RefSeq, a predicted model, not a curated record